AUGUUUCGACUUUUAUUUUUUAUCAAUUUUUUAUUUUUUGUUUCGUCAACAUCCAAAGAAUCGAUACACAUUAUCGAAGAUCUUCCUAUCGGUACGUCCAUAUACACAUUUUAUACAGAAGGUUGUAAAACAGAAAACAGUACCGGUACAUAUCGAUUUGUCGAUAGUCAAAAGAAUUCCAAUGAUUUUUUUCUUAUUGAUCCAUACACGGGACGUGUGACAACGAAAAAACUAAUUGAUCGUGAUGACUUUUGUCUUCGUCGAAUGUGUUCGUGUUCAAAAUGUGAAGUUACAUUAGAAGUCUUAUGUGUACAUACUGGACAAAUCUUUUUCAACGAUCUGUCCGUUAUCAUCGACGAUCAAAACGAUCAUGCGCCACAAUUUCCCAAAUCGUCAGUGACGAUCGACGUUUUAGAAAAUGUACCUGUCGGCUACGUCAUACCCAUCGAUGUAGCCAGCGAUCCGGAUUACGGAAAUAACUCCAUUCAAGGUUACAAACUUGUCGAAGAUAAUUCCACGGGUAAAAACUAUACCAAUCGAAUUCAACAAGCUUUUCAAUUAGACUACUCAAAGAAAAAUGAUUUACUGGCAUUACGUCUUAUGAAAGUUCUUGAUAGAGAAUUAUGUGAUUCAUUACAAUAUAUUAUCCAAGCUNACGUCAUACCCAUCGAUGUAGCCAGCGAUCCGGAUUACGGAAAUAACUCCAUUCAAGGUUACAAACUUGUCGAAGAUAAUUCCACGGGUAAAAACUAUACCAAUCGAAUUCAACAAGCUUUUCAAUUAGACUACUCAAAGAAAAAUGAUUUACUGGCAUUACGUCUUAUGAAAGUUCUUGAUAGAGAAUUAUGUGAUUCAUUACAAUAUAUUAUCCAAGCUUACGACGGAGGACAACCACAAGCACUUCAAGGCAAAUUAAAUAUUCGUAUUAAUAUUCUUGACGUUAACGAUAUGUCACCCAUUUUUGACCAAACAGACAUCCGUGUACUCCUGAGUGAAUCAACUUCCACUGGAUCACUUGUUGCGCGUGUGCAUGCAUUCGACGGUGAUACUGGUCUCAACGGUCUUGUUCAUUACACGAUCGUUUCAUUAGAUCCUCAAUCAAAUGGUACAUUCGUUCUGAAUAAAGAAACGGGCGACAUACGACUUGGAAAAAAACUCGACUAUGAAAAAGAGAAAUCUUUCCGAAUGAAAGUCAAAGCACAAGACAAUGGUCCACAACAAGGUUCGAUAGCAGCGUUUGCAACAGUUGAUAUCGAAAUCAAAGAUGAAAAUGAUAAUUAUCCAUUGAUAACACCAACAUUCAAUGACGAUCCAGUCUUAGGUAUUAAACAUGUACUGAAUAGUAGUGUUAUACAAAUUCGUGAAAAUACGCCUAACGAAACAUUUCUCGGUCAUAUCUCGAUCAGUGAUCUAGAUCAGGGUGACAAUGGCCGAGUCAGCUGGUCACUUGAGAGUAAUGGCACUAUAACUAGUAAAGAUUUAUUGAAUAAUGAAGCUUUUCUCAUGUUUACUCAACGGAUAUUUGAUCGUGAAGAACAAUCUCGGCAUGAGAUCUAUCUCGAAGCACAUGAUCAUGGCAAUCCAUCACUUUCUAAUACAUUGAAUUUUACGUUGGUUAUACUCGAUGAAAAUGAUAAUGCACCCAAAUUUGAACAGGAAUUCUAUGCGAUCAAUAUCUCAGAAAGAAUUCCACUUGGUAGCAAACUAUUUCACUUUUAUGCUACGGACAAUGACGAAGAGAAUACCCCAAAUAGUCAAAUUGAAUAUCAGUUUGCUAAUGAAACAAAUCAAACGAUCUUUUCAUUGAAUUCGACAACAGGUGAACUACACCUGAUUAAUCCACUCGAUCGAGAGGAACAAUCAUUCUAUGAAUUCGAUGUGGUCGCAUCCGAUCAUGGUCAACCAACGUCCUUAUCCUCGGUAGUUCAUUGCACAAUAAAUGUUUUGGAUAUCAAUGAUAAUUAUCCUGUCUUCGAUUUACCAGAAUAUCAUUUCGAAAUAGCGGAGACAUGGCCUAAACUUGCUCCGAUCGGUCAUGUUCAUGCAACUGACGCUGAUGAAUAUUACAGUGAUCUUCAUUAUACAUUAGUUAGUAAUGAAUCAACCAUAUUGGACGAAUGGCCAUUCGGAUUAACAAUGAAUGGGACAUUAUAUCUUAAAUCAACAUCUGCUGGUAUUGAUUAUGAACGUCGUUCAAUUUAUACGUUCUCGGUUAUGGCCGUGGAUAAUGGUGGUUUAAGCACGAAUGUUCCUGUCACAGUUCACAUUCGCAAUCGAAAUGAUUUCUGUCCUGAAUUAGUGAACAAUUCGACUGCUCUAUUCUUCAACAUCGAUCUCUGGAAUAAUAACUCAAGUGAAAACCAUACAAAUCAAUAUCAUUUGGAAAUCUUCGAUGGUGACAAUGAUACAUGUGUCAUUGAACUACUAAAUUUUCAAGAUAUAUUUCAAGUGGAAGAAAUGGAACGCAAUCAAUUUCUCCUAUAUGCAUAUACAAUGCCGGAACGGGAGUAUUACAUUCUCCAAAUUCGUCUUCGUGAUUUAGUUGGCGAGAACGAUCAACCAUGUAUUCAAACAAUUCAAUUAGUUUUAACAAUCGGUUCGAAUGAAACCAAUCAAACCGUCGCAUUAGACACCGCACGGGAAUACCUCGAAGCACUUCAUCUAACAUCGAAACGUACACAUUCAUAUUUUGAUCUAACAUUACUGAAUGUGAUCCUUCUAUUUGUUUUAUUAUCAAUCGCAAUCAUAGUUGCAUUAGUAGCAGUGAAACUCAUCUUUCUUUCAUCAUUAUCAUCUUCGUCGUCAUCAACAUCGUCAUCUUCAACAUCAUCAGUGACGUCUUUACGUCAUCGCCGACGACGAUUACAAAAACGAAAAUUACGAAGUAAUGGAAGUGGUACGGCUACAGGUGCGACUCUUUAUCGUCUACAAGGUCCGACUGAAACUCAAUUACCAUUGCUUGAAAAUGAACGUGGUGAACAUUCGUUAACGUCCUCAUUGAUCGAUGGAAAUAGUAAAUGUAUGCCAAAUGACAACAUCAAUCAUUCGAUUGAUGACGACGAACAAAAACAGCAUCUUCUCAAUCAAUUUAGUAGGCAUUCAAAUGAAUUCAAAACUUUCUCGAUCAAAUCAAGUGCGAAUGCCUACGAUAUCAUAGGUGAUAUUCAUUCUAGUGAACAGCAUUCGUUGACUACUUCAUCAUCAUCUUAUAAUCGCGUUCGAGACAGUGGUUAUGAAACAACAUCAUCAAGCGUUGAACAACAGCAACAACGUUAUUUUCCUCCAUCAAGUCCAUCGAAUGUUAGUCUCUCUCCUGAUGGUCAAUUGAUAACUGUGACUUAUUUUUCUUCGUCAAAUUCUUCUCAUCUUGAUUCGUCCUUAUCAUCAUCUCUAAAUGCAGUUCCACGAACCUUGAAAACAUUCUCUCAGAUGCCUGUAAUAAGUGCUUCAGGCAAAGAAUCCUCAACCACGAUGAAUGCUCAUCUUGCUGAACAGGAAAUCAUCGAAGUCUGA
Adineta ricciae is the source of this 3513-nucleotide messenger RNA. NCBI's taxonomy places the organism in Eukaryota, Metazoa, Rotifera, Eurotatoria, Adinetida, Adinetidae. The record is from the annotation of a GenBank genome assembly.